AGUGUGUGGUAUUUACCAGAAUCUUCCUGAAUUCUCCGCCUCUCCUCCUGUCAGAGUAUAAAUGUGGGACAGAGUCACUGCUGAGACAGAACGAUACACAGAAGAGAAAAGACCAUUCAGCCAACAUUCAUCUGACAACACAAAGACUCCAGACUUGAGACUCUGAAGAUGCUGUGCUCUCGGGGACUUCACUCUGAUCUCAGUCCAUCCAUGCUCUUCUUUUCACCUGUACGCAGUCUGUGGCCAGAGGUCAGACCUCUGUUCUCCCAGCAGGAUCUGCUGCAGAGGAACCUGCAGGAGCUGCGCCGCAGUCUGGAGCUGAUGGACACAUUUCAGCACAACAUCCUGGAGGAGACGGAGCCUUUCCAGAGCAGUGUGGCCCUGCAACCAGUGAGCUUCCAGCUGGACAAAGACGGAAAGCACUUUGGCCUGACCCUGGACACUCAAGGCUUUUCUCCAGAGGAGCUGUCUGUCAGGCAGGUGGGCAAAAAGCUGAGAGUCAGCGGGAAGACAGAAAAGAAACAGGAGGACGGGAAAGGCUCCUACUCUUACAGACUCCAGGAGUUCAGACAGGAUUUGGAUCUGCCUGAAGGCCUGAACCCUGAAGCCGUCACCUGCUGCCUGUCUCCAGACGGAAAGCUCCACAUCCAGGCCCCCAAAGAGGAGGCUGACAGAGAGCUGACCAUCAAGAGGAGCUGGGAGGAGGAACCUCAGCAGAGAGAGGGUUCACAGACACAAGACAGCACAGCAAAGACUCACAACACACCAUAGAACCAACAGGAACACAUGGACUCACACACACAUUCAUGGGAAUAUACCAUCAGUUUUAGAUGAACACAAUUUAACUACAUUAGUCUUUGUUGAU
Molecule: messenger RNA, 865 nt
Organism: Oryzias melastigma (Indian medaka)
Lineage: Eukaryota; Metazoa; Chordata; Actinopteri; Beloniformes; Adrianichthyidae
Product: heat shock protein 30-like
Exons: 1
Coding region: 169-771 (200 amino acids)
Biological process (GO): protein refolding; response to heat
Molecular function (GO): protein folding chaperone
Source: RefSeq, a predicted model, not a curated record